This is a messenger RNA of Phaeodactylum tricornutum CCAP 1055/1, 1352 nucleotides long. RefSeq lists its product with no specific name. The transcript has 2 exons. The record is from RefSeq and is a predicted model, not a curated record. NCBI's taxonomy places the organism in Eukaryota, Bacillariophyta, Bacillariophyceae, Surirellales, Neidiaceae. The coding region runs from base 82 to 1191 and encodes 369 amino acids.
UCUGGAACGGCACCCCAUACACAAAGCAACACCACUCUCUGGGGUACUACUAUCGCCCACCGAGGUUCCAAUUCGUUCACCAUGUCCAUGGCUGCGGGAUCCAAGAUACAUUUCGAAGCAGGGAGCUGGUUGGAAGCCGUCUACGAUGUCUACAUUGGCACGGUUGUUGGCGCCGCACACUCGUGUUACAUUGUCGGCAAAUGGUGGUACGUGCACGUCCUCGUGCCGCUCGCCACAGCCUUUGGCGUCCAACUCGCUGCCGACAAAGAAGUCGUCUCUAAAGACGGAGAAAAGACGCUGAAAGUCGUCGCUGUAGGAUACGGAAGGACUGGAACGUAUUCCUUGACCCUGGCCUUGGAAGAGCUGGGAUACCCAACCUUGCACACUCAACACUUGUACGAACACGAGGCUCUUCUUUCCAUGUGGGUGGAACGCAUCUUUUUGCCUUCGAUCCAGCAGGGCAAAGCCAUCAUGGGCAAACCGGACCUGCAAAUGAUUACCGACUUUGGCUACCAGGCGACGGCCGAUUUGCCCAUGGCGCUUUAUUUUGACCAAGUUAUGGAAGAGUUCCCGGAUUGCAAAUUCAUUUUGACGACCCGCGAAAAUUCGGAAGUUUGGUUCCGGUCCUGGGAGACGCUCACCAAGAGCAUAUCGCAACCGACACAUUUCGGAGGAUUCUUCUUUUCGUCGGUCCGCAAAUAUUGGCACUACCUGCGAUGGCUGUACGCGGUAGUAAAUAAGGACGAUUCGUUCUUAACACGACCGUUCCCGCUGCCGGAACAGAACAAACUCACCGCCAUUGCCAGUUACGAAGAGCACAAUAGGAGAAUUCGGCAGGUCGUACCGCCGGAACGAUUGUUGGAGUACAACGUGAAACAGGGGUGGGAGCCUCUAUGCGAGUUUAUGGAGAUUACCGAUUGUCCACAGACUCCUUUUCCAAAAACCAACUCGGCCCGAUCGGUCCAAGUCCAAGCCGUGUCGGCCUUUUUGUUUCCCUUAAUGGUUGCCUUGUUCUGCAUCUUUUUCGCCUUUGCCAAGACCUUUCAGCGCCUGACGGGUAUGACGGUUAUGCAGUGGGCGCAGUACAAGUCCCGAGAACUCAUGGUGGCGUUGCGGCGAGUGUUAUUGGGCGACAAGUCCACGCCGUUGUGGGAUACCAGUCCGCGGGCGUCCCCGCGCAAAACAGCCUAAUGCGACGGGCGUUUGUUUCAUCGGGCUUUUUUGGAGUUUAUCCAUUUUCCUCUGGUAUUUGUGAACGUGUUUUCUGUGUGUAUGUGUCUGGCUCUGCCUCUACCGAAUUGCCCUAGAGAGAGUAGUAAACGAUAGAGCAAAAAAGGAUAUUGUUUCCGCUA